Molecule: messenger RNA, 771 nt
Organism: Monoraphidium neglectum
Lineage: Eukaryota; Viridiplantae; Chlorophyta; Chlorophyceae; Sphaeropleales; Selenastraceae
Exons: 1
Coding region: 1-771 (256 amino acids)
Source: RefSeq, a predicted model, not a curated record
AUGGUGGACGCAGGGGGCUUGCGGCCUGUGCUGUACGAACAGGGCUGGGAGCAGCAGCAGCAGCAGCAGCAGCAGCAGCAGCAGCAGCAGCAGCAGCAGCAGCAGCAGCAGCAGCAGCAGCAGCAGCAGCAGCAGCAGCCGCACGAGCACGAGCAGGAGCAGCAGCAGCAGCAGCAGCAGCAGCAGCAGCAGCAGCAGCAGCAGCAGCAGACCACUCCUGCCAAGGAGGGUGACUGGACGCCAUGCGCAGCCACGCAGCUGUCCAACGCCGAUGCGGCUUCAUCCAACGGCAAGGUCGGGCCGCGUAUGGCCAGCAGCACCAGCACCGUGCACGACCAGGCUGGCGCUGCCAGUGGUACGCCGCUGUGCCAAGUGGCGCCGAUUGACACAGCUCUGGCAGCGGCGUCCCGCGAGAUCGUGCAAGCUAUCGCCUCAGCUCGCAGCGAGCGGUUGUCCCUGGGCGUGGCUGCCGAGCGUAUUCGCGGCCUGGCACGCAGCGCAACGCGGCAGGUGACGGUUGAUGCAGCAGUGACUGAAGCGGAUCUGCAUGGCGUUCGAGCUGGUCCAGUCCAGGGGGCAGCCAGCAUAAACGCGUGCCACACACUCGGCGAUGACGAGGUGGCAGCACAGCAGGCGGGCGAGGAGCCGCUGCCGGACCUGGGCCUUGGAGGGGACGGGCGGCUGGCGAGCCGGCGCAUACGGGCGCAGCUGGCGAGCAGCGCGGGGUGGUGUGCACAGCAGACGGGUGAUGGCGGUGUCGAUGGGUGCUAA